Tachysurus fulvidraco (yellow catfish) is the source of this 1931-nucleotide messenger RNA. Its product is annotated as tyrosine-protein kinase STYK1. The transcript is spliced from 9 exons. Gene Ontology annotation, molecular function: ATP binding; transmembrane receptor protein tyrosine kinase activity. The record is from RefSeq and is a predicted model, not a curated record. Gene Ontology annotation, cellular component: signaling receptor complex. The coding region runs from base 187 to 1101 and encodes 304 amino acids. Lineage: Eukaryota; Metazoa; Chordata; Actinopteri; Siluriformes; Bagridae. Gene Ontology annotation, biological process: multicellular organism development; positive regulation of kinase activity; protein phosphorylation.
AAUUAUUAACAGAGAUAAAAAAAAUCGUAGACCUUCAUGGUCACUGCUCUCAAUGUCAAAAUCCAGCAUUCAGCUCUGGCAGGGACUCAUUGUGUCGACUUGUGAAAAUGAAGCACGGAUUUUCUUUGUAAGAAAAGGAUAUGGGCAAGCAGUUGUGAGAGAUGCUUUAGAUAAACCAUUACACCGAUGGAUGUGCGGGUCACGUGCAACGUCUCCAGCCUUGAAUGUGGUCAAUUAGCACUCAUCAUUAUUCCCAGUCUCCUGGCUCUUAGCACACUGACCAUCAUAUCUCGGAUAAUAUGGAGCUUCUUAAAAAACAAAUCAUCAGUUCCGAAGUCCUCAGCAGUGUCUUUUGAUCAAACUGGUUCUCUGCCUGGACACCGUGCGCUGAGCUCAUGGGAAAUGCCCACCCAGUGCAUGUUGGAGGAGGUGGAGUUUGUGAAAAAUGGUCGGUACGGGGUUACCUGCAAGGGCCGGUUAAAAUGUGACGAAGUUACCACUGCUGUGAGAAUUAAAAUGUUCAGAGGAAGUUCAAGCAGUCACAAGGCAAAAGAGUUUGUGGAGUUGGCCCUGUUCUACUCGACCAUCUGUAAACAUGACAAUCUGGUCCACAUGCUGUACUGCCAGACACGACGCUUUCCUAUGUACUUGGUUUUUGAGAUGAGCACUCCUGGAAAUCUGUUGCAUUUCUUAUGGAACCUUCGAGAGGGUGGACCUGGGAUGUGCCAUCAGGAACAGUCUUUUUCAGAGAGAUCUGUGUAUUUAGUGGCUAAACAAGUGGCAACCGGGCUGGAUUACCUGCUGUCAGAGCACAGGCUUGUGCAUGGGAACAUCGCAGCAUGCAACAUGCUGAUUGGCUCAGGGCUCCUGGUGAAAGUGUCCGGGUUGGCUUUGGCUUUCGAGUCGAGGCAGACAGAGACAGAGACAGUGGGAAAGGAGAGGACAGAGGACAGAGUUCCUUUGAAGUGGCAGGCACCAGAGAGAUUACUCAGAUUCCCUGUUACAUCCAGGAGUGACGUGUGGUCUUUUGGAAUCCUCCUCUAUGAGUUGAUAACUUUAGCUACAAGAGCAUUAAUGAGAUCGGGCAACGACGUCAAGUGAGGAAGACUACGGUGCAUUAGGCGUUCCAGUUCAUCCCAAAGGUGUUCAGUGGGGUUAAGUCAGAGUCAGGGCUCUGUGCAGAACACUCGAUUUCUUCCACUCCAUCCUUGACAAACCAUGUGCUUUGUGCACAGAUGCAUUGUCAUGCUGGAACUCAUUUGGACUUCUCAGUUCCAGUGAAGGGAAACAGAGGCAUUCUAUACAAUUGUGUUCUUUGUUGGAGUUUGGGAAAGGAUUACACAUAUGUUUGCAUUAAAGUGUAUUUGGUAGCUGAGUGUAUCACGUGUUGACAUUCAAGUAAAACGUUGGAGUAGUUCACAUAAAGGCUGACAGAAUGACUCCUGCCCUGUCGUGUCAUCUUUAUCAUCAUCAUCAUCAUCAUCAACAUAGAAGACGUCUUAGAUAGCAGACACCCCUAAUUACUCAGUGAUAAUUGACCCACCAAGGUUAGCAUGGACAGGGAUCAGUCAAGUGAAGACACAGUGAAUAACUUUCACCUCGGGUGAUAAUCCAGAGACAUGCUGUAGGUGAUGCUGUGGAGCAGCAGUCAGAACUCAUCUCACACUGCAAAUUUAGAAGGUUUUUAAUAAGUCCCUAAUGUCAUUUUCCCAUAAGUUUAGAAUAUGAAGGUCAACAUAGCCCAUGAGCGUAGUAUAUGUAAUGUCUAAAAAAAAAAUUCGACCUGAGACAAAACAAAAAUGACAUCAGCAUGAUUAAAGACUUCAAAUAUAAUCCUUUAUAACAAUAUGAUAUCAUAUAGAAUAAAUAUUCUUCUUUAACAUUAAAAUCAUGUCAGUCUAUAGGUUAUAUCAAGAAAUACAUUCAAUACA